AUUGAAUAUACAUCACGUUGUCAUUAAUACAUUAACAUGGACCACCUCUGAGCUUUAUAAAUGAAAGAGCUGCCAGCUGCUUAUCUCGUAAAUGUUUUGAUUAAGGGGAUGGAGUAGAGAGAUUAUAUGAUUGAAAUAAUUUGUUUAAGAACAUUUUAACAUCUGGAUUAAUGAAUUAUACAGAGGUUAACCAAACUGAUCAAUGCCUGCAGUUUGCCUGUCCAGAGAGAUCUGUAUCCGCUGUGUAUGUAUUACUGUAUGUCUCUGCUGCUGCUGUAGUUCUGUUAACAGUGUUUGGAAAUCUGCUCAUCAUUAUCUCUGUUUGUCACUUUAAGCAGCUCCACACUCCAACUAACAUGCUCAUCCUCUCUCUGGCUGUAUCAGACUUUCUGGUUGGAGCUCUAGUGAUCCCAAUGUUAUUAAUAUGGACAAUUGAAACAUGUUGGAUUUUUAAUGCAGAAUUUUGUCUCUGUUACAUGUUAAGCUCUUAUUUUCUUACAAGCAUAUCGAUACAUAAUGUCGCUCUGAUCGCUGUUGAUCGGUAUUUUGCUCUCUCUAAUCCAUUUCUGUACACUAACAAAGUGUCUGUGAGAACAUUAUGCAUUGUGGUUGUAUGCGAUUGGUGUGUGAUGUUCUUCUAUAAUUUAGUAGCUCACUAUUUCAGCAGAAACUUCAAAAGUUUAGUAAUGUGUCCUGGAGACUGCUACCUUGCUUUGGAUGAGAAUUGGUCUUUGGUUGAUAAUCUAAUUAUUUUUGUCAUCCCAUGUUCUCUAAUUAUCAUUCUGUAUAGUCUAGUUUUUGUUCUCGUAAGAAAACAUGCUGUUGCUAUCAGAGAGCUUAAUGUGAACACAAAGACUCAAACAUCACAUAAAACUAUCUCAAUGCAAUCUGAAAGAAAAGCUGCAAAAGUACUGGGAAUAGUUGUGUCUGUGUUUUUGGCUUGUUUAUUUCCAUACUCUAUUUACAGUUCAUUGGGCAAGGCCAUUGAAGUUAAAGUAGAAUUAUUUCAGAAAGUGCUGAUCCUUGUUUAUUUGAAUUCUACUGUCAAUCCAAUUAUUUAUGCUUUGUUUUACCCAUGGUUUAGGAAGUGUGUCAAACUUGUUUUAACACUUCAAAUCUUUAAACAAGAUUGUACUUUAAUUAAAGUUAUGUAA
Molecule: messenger RNA, 1154 nt
Organism: Astyanax mexicanus (Mexican tetra)
Lineage: Eukaryota; Metazoa; Chordata; Actinopteri; Characiformes; Acestrorhamphidae
Product: trace amine-associated receptor 13c-like
Exons: 1
Coding region: 171-1154 (327 amino acids)
Biological process (GO): G protein-coupled receptor signaling pathway
Cellular component (GO): membrane
Molecular function (GO): trace-amine receptor activity
Source: RefSeq, a predicted model, not a curated record